AUGUUUUGUGGUAAAUGCUCACUGACAAUUCGGUGUCCCUUUCUACCGUUAAAUGAAAUCUCAUCCUUCGUCACUACUCGUCAUUUCUCAACUACGUUAAAUGUACAAAUGAAGAAACUCAUUGAUUCCAAACGAUAUCGACAUGCUCUCGACAUUUUUGAUAAGCAAUCACACGCUGCUGAUGAUUUCGCUCUGAACAUGGCACUCAAAGCGUGCAGUAAUUUGCCAGACUAUCGACGUGGACUUGAAAUCGUUCGACAACUCUCACCCAAAUCUCUCAACAAUCCUUUCAUUCAAACAUCACUUGUUCAUUUCUACAUGAAAUCCGGUGACUUGAAGUGUGCAAUCGGCUUGUUUAACUCAAUUCCGGUGAAGACGAAUCCACUUUAUAAAACUUUGUUCGGAGGGCUGAUAUCGAUGAAAAAGUCGAAAGAAGUGUUGAAUUUGUAUGAACAGAACAAAAUGAAGUUAGACGAAGGUGUUUUUGUGAUGGUAUCAAAGGCAUGUUCUGAAAUAUGUGAUGAUCGAGCGAAGAGGAUAGGAAAAUUAUUAAUUGACGAUUUACCUGAAGAUUUGAAAGGUUCUGAAAAAGUGAUGAACUCGACGAUCUUUAUGCUGAUGAAAUUUGGAAACGUCGAUGAGGCUGAGAAACUGUUUCACCAAAUGAAACACAAAUCAAUUUACACUUAUGGUGCUAUGAUGAAAGGUUAUAACGAUAAUAAACUGUUAGAGAAAACAUUGGAUCUGUUUGAGACAUUACCAUUCGUUGCAGACGAAGCGAUCUACGCGAUGGUUUUAAGCUCUUGCUCGCAGGUUAGAGAUGGUCGUGCGAGAAGAAUUGGAAAACGGUUAAUCGAUAAUUUACCUGAAGAUUUGAAAGAUUCUGAAAACGUGAUGAAUUCGACGAUCUUUAUGCUGAUGAAUUUUGGAAACGUCGAUGAGGCUGAGAAGCUCUUUCGCCAGAUGAAACACAAGUCAAUUUACACUUAUGGUGCUAUGAUGAAAGGUUAUAACGAUAAUAAAAAGUUCGAGAAAACAUUGGAUCUAUUUGAGACAUUACCAUUCGUUGCGAACCAAGCGAUCUACGCGAUGGUUUUAAGCUCUUGCUCUCAGCUUACGAAUGAUCGUGCGAGAAGAAUUGGAAAGCAGUUAAUCGACAAUUUACCUGAAGAUUUGAAAGGUUCUGAAAAAGUGAUGAACUCGACGAUCUUUAUGCUGAUGAAAUUUGGAAACGUCGAUGAGGCUGAGAAACUGUUUCACCAAAUGAAAUACAAAUCAAUUUACACUUAUGGUGCUAUGAUGAAAGGUUAUCACGAUAAUGAAAUGUUUGAAAAAGUGUUGGAUUUCACAUGCACACGUCUAUCCAAUGAUCGAGCAUUACAAACAGGAAAAGAACUUCUGCGCAAGAUGAACAAGUCCUAUUAUAACAAUAAUAUCGUCAUCACAUCAGCCAUUCACAUGUUGAUGAAAUUCGAUCUGGUCAAUGAUGCUGAACGUUUGUUUCGUCAAGUCAAAACAAAAAGUGCUCUCACUUAUCAUGCAAUGAUCAAUGGAUACAGUCAAUUGGACGAGUUGGACAAGUGUUUUCAGCUGUUUGAUCAAAUGAAAAGUGAUCAAAUUGUUCCAAAUGAAGUUGUAUUUCUUUCAAUGAUCGGUGUUUGUGCAAAAAUUGCCAUACGCUCGGUAUCUCAGUCGGUUGCUAAUCAGUUACCUAGUCAUAUGAAAAGUAGUCGAAAUAUUCAAACUGCACUGAUUUCGAUGUGGGGCAAAAGUAGUUCAAUAGAAAAAAGUAGGGAAGUAUUUGAAUCACUGGAUGAUCCAGAUAUGGUGACAUAUAGUUCAAUGAUAAAUGCCUAUGGAUUGAACGGGAUGGGUGUUGAGGCUGUCGAACUGUAUAGAAGAAUUCCUUCUGAUUUGUGUAACGAAGUAGUAAACGUGUGUGCGUUGAAUGCGUGUUCUCAUGCCGGUUUGUUAAAUGAAUGUCGUCACAUAUUCGAUCAGAUACCUCACAAAACAACAAAGAUUGUCACCACAAUGGUUGAUUGUUUGAGUCGUUUGGCAAUGUUUGAUGAAGCAGAAUCAAUCAUCGAAGACUAUGAAAAGACAAAUCCACCUUCGUCCGCUAUGUACACGGCAUUAUUAUCUGGAGCACGGAAUGUUCGUGACUCGAAUCUGUCUAAUCGAAUCUACAAGAAAAUGCAACAACUGUUUCCUGAUGAGAAAAACACACUCAUAGCUGGUUCCGUUCUCUUGUCAAACAUUUAUUCGUCGAUUGGUGAUCAUCAUCGUGCAGAAGAUAUCCGAACCAAUAGAAUCAAACAGUUUGGAUACAAUGUGAAAGUUGGCUUAUCUUGGACUUCGGUGAACAACCAAUUGGUGCGAUUCAAAGCUCAUGAUCAUUCUCAUCCUCAAUCAAAAGAGAUCUAUGAAGAACUGCAACGUUUAUCGUGUGAGCUCCGUGAACAUGGUCACAUAUUCGACAGCAGUUGGAUCACUCGUCCAGUGAAAGAGGAUGAAACAGUGGAAAGUGUGUUGUGUGGUCAUAGUGAAAAGUUGGCGAUUGCAUUCAACUUCAUUCAACAACCACCUCCUUCCAUCAUACAAAUCAGUAAAAAUCUUCGUGUUUGUGGUGAUUGUCAUGCGGCUACGAAACUCAUAACGAAAAUGCGUCGGUGUGAAAUCAUCAUUCGGGACGCAAAUCGAAUUCAUCAUUUUUCCAAUGGAGAGUGUUCAUGUCAAGAUCAUUUCUGA
Adineta ricciae is the source of this 2751-nucleotide messenger RNA. NCBI's taxonomy places the organism in Eukaryota, Metazoa, Rotifera, Eurotatoria, Adinetida, Adinetidae. The record is from the annotation of a GenBank genome assembly.